Molecule: messenger RNA, 2121 nt
Organism: Microdochium trichocladiopsis
Lineage: Eukaryota; Fungi; Ascomycota; Sordariomycetes; Xylariales; Microdochiaceae
Product: ABC1 domain protein
Exons: 2
Coding region: 1-2121 (706 amino acids)
Source: RefSeq, a predicted model, not a curated record
AUGCUCCGCAACCGAUUCUUAGGCGGUGCUCGGUCGCCAGUGCAGCCGUUGCUAGCACUCUCUCGCGCCCAUGCGCGGACAGCAAACACUCGGACGGCCUACACAUUGAGCCAGACGAGGUACAUUGGCUCACCCACGCUGUCAACACUUUCGACCACGACCAACUCUCUACGGCAGCCAAUCCCGCCCUUGCCGGUCCGGCGCAGUCAGCCUCCCCUCCAACGGGGCUAUCAGACCCAGCCUAGCUUCGAACCGCUCCGGCCCCCUUCGCCAGAGUCCCUGGGCAAGCCGAAAGUCGCGCGCGAGUACAAGCGAAGCCGCAAAUGGGGUCGCCGACUCCUGACCUUGCUCGUGAUCGGCGGCACGAUCUAUGCCGUCGACAGCACGCUCUUUGCCUCGGGCCUCGGCCGGUCACUGCGAACCUUCUCUUUGGGACUGCUGGUAGCCCUCGACUACAAGCUCAACUUCCGGCCCGAGCCACUGACUGGUGGCACUAUUGACGACCUCCAUCGGCGCAGCGCAGAGCGUCUCUUUGAUCUCCUACGGCACAACGGCGGCCUGUAUCUGAAGCUCGGUCAGGCCAUUGCCAUGCAGUCCGCCGUCCUGCCGCCCGAAUUCCAGCGCAUGUUUGCGCGGAUGUUUGACGAUGCGCCGCAGGUUGACUGGGCUGGAGUGGAAAAGGUCAUUCGCCAGGACUUUGGGGGCAAGACGCCCGAGGAAGUGUUCGGCGUCAGCUUCACCGGAGAGGAAGGCAAAGGCCUGAUGGAGCGAAAGGCUAGAGCCAGUGCCAGCGUCGCGCAGGUCCAUUGGGCCCGGCUGCCAGACGGCCGGGAGGUUGCGGUCAAGAUCCAAAAGCCCGAGAUUGCGUCUCAGGUUGGCUGGGAUUUGUGGGCUUUCAAGGUCGUCAUGAAGGUAUAUACCUGGUGGUUCGACCUUCCACUGUACAGCGUGGUGCCGUUCAUGACGGAGCGGCUCAUGCUCGAGACCGACUUUGAGUCUGAGGCGAGGAACUCGGAGACGAUGCGUGGGCUGGUCAACGCCGAGCCCGGCCUACGCGGCAGAGUUUACAUCCCCCAGAUCUACCCGGAGUUUACCACGAAACGCGUGCUCGUCACGGAGUGGAUCGAGGGGGUCCGGCUCUGGGACAAGGCCGGCGCCACGAACAGAUGGAUAGGCGGUUAUGGGCAGGGCUCCGCGGGAAUCCACGGCGCCAAGCUGGACUUCUCGGCAGCCGACCUGGCUGCGGCGCGGCGGGAGCUGCGCGAGAAUCCGCACCGGGAGAAGCUCAAGCCGGAGCGGGAGUCGUGGCGGGGCCGCAACGGCAAAGCCGGCCUGGGACUGUCAAGUAAGGACGUCAUGACGACCAUGGUCGACCUCUUCUCGGCGCAGAUAUACAAGUGGGGAGUCGUGCACUGCGAUCCGCACCCGGGAAACAUCUUUAUCCGGCGCCUACCCUCCGGCAAGCCGGAGCUUGUCCUGAUCGACCACGGCCUGUACCUGUACCUCACGCCCAAGUUCCGGCAGCAGUACAGCCUGUUUUGGAAGUCGCUCAUGACCUUGGACAAUGCGACCAUUGCCGACAUCGCCAAGGACUGGGGCAUCAACGCGCCCGAGCUGUUCGCCAGCGCCACGCUCCUGAAGCCGUACGAGGGCGGCGACGAGUCGACGCGGAAGCAGCUGGUCUCGGAGCUGUCCGAGAAGGACGCCAAGAAGCGCCAGUUCGACAUGCAGCAGCGCAUGAAGUCCGGGCUCAAGGACUUUUUGUCGGACGAGGACAAGUGGCCCAAGGAGCUCAUCUUCAUCGGGCGCAACAUGCGCAUCGUGCAGGGCAACAACCAGUUCAUGGGCAGCCCCGUGAACCGCGUCAAGAUGAUGGGCAACUGGGCCAGCCGGUCGCUGUUCCAGGACCCGAGCCUCUCGUGGCGCGAGCGGGCGCUCAAUGCGUGCCGGCAUCUCGUCUUCAAGACCGUCCUGCUCGCCACCGACUUCGCCUUCUACUGGGCGCGGGUGAGGCAGUGGCUCGGUCUGGGAAUGGGGUUCGAGGACGAGAUGGAGGCGAGGAUGAAGGAUGUCGCCAAGGACUAUGGGGUUGACCUGCAGCACAACGUCUUUGAUGGGUGA